CGUGUCUGGUUUGCGCUGACACCGGCCACCCAGCAGAUCCCCACAGAGUAGCCUCGACUGCCGUGAAGAUCCUAGCUCCCCCAGUUCCUGCUUCCGCCGCAGCCUUUCUAUUCAUUUUUCUGGAGCAACGUUUUCCGGCUCCUGCUGCGUCAGACCCAGCCUCCGCAGCACUGGUCGGAUGCCACUGGAAGCUGGUGUAUCAUGUCGAGGAUACAUCUCUAAUCCAACAAGAAUCCCGAGUAAGAAAGCAGCAAGAGGGUGUGGGACAAACCUGUCAACACGGAGCUGAGUGGAGGGGAGAAGACACCGCCUGAGCUGUCAAAACAGACUUCUGAGCAUGUUAGCCAUGCUUUAGCACACACAGGAAAGUCUGAUUGGUUGCUGGAGGAACACCUGCUGUCUUUUCUUAAAUACCCUUAAGCCACAAAUACACAUCUCCCUCUCAUUUGUCAUUUGCUGUCUACCAUCCCUGCAGAGAUGGCAAUGCCAAGAUUGGCACUGUGGCACUUGUGGUGACAGGGCACAGAGUGUGUGCACACAUUGGCAAGCAGGCCGGUGGGUCGGCGGCUGUACAGGCACACCAAGAGGCAUUUUCAGUUGGGCGUGGUUGAACCAUGCGGCCCUGGGCAGGUUCAUGGCGUUGGAUUACCCUGGUGCUGUUGGCCUGGGGCACGCUUCUCUUCUACAUCGGCGGUCACUUGGUGAGGGAUAGCGAACACCCGGAGCGAUCCAGCCGGGAGCUCUCAAAGAUCCUGGCCAAACUAGAGCGGCUCAAGCAGCAGAAUGAAGACCUGCGGCGCAUGGCCGAAUCGCUCAGGAUACCAGAGGGUCAGGCAGAAGCAGGGUCCCUGGCUGCAGGGAAACUACGCUCUUUGGAAGACCAGCUAACCAGAGCAAAACAGAAGAUCCACAGCUUCCAGAAACUCACAGGAGACGGCCCCGGGCCCACUCAAGAGGAGAUGCGGAGGAGGGUGGAGAAUGGUGUUAAGGAGUUCUGGUACUUUGUUCGCAGCGAGGUGAAGAAGUUGGCCAGUGUUGAGCUCAGCGAGAGGCAAAAAUACAGCGACACGCUCUUGCAGGACCUUGGACACCAGGAGAGGUCCAUCAUGACAGACUUGUACUACCUCAGCCAGGCGGACGGAGUGGGCGAGUGGAGAGUGAAGGAGGCUAAAGACCUGUCGGAUCUGGUCCAGAACAGAAUCACCUACCUACAGAACCCCCCAGACUGCAGUAAGGCGAGAAAGCUGGUGUGUAACAUUAAUAAGGGCUGUGGUUAUGGCUGCCAGCUCCACCAUGUCGUCUACUGCUUCAUGAUCGCAUAUGGCACCCAGCGCACACUCAUCCUCGAGUCUCACAACUGGCGCUACGCCCCCGGCGGCUGGGAGACCGUCUUCCUGCCUGUCAGUAACACCUGCACUGACCGUUCCGGGGCCACCACUGGACACUGGUCAGGAGAGGCCCAUGAUAAGGAUGUGCAGGUUGUCGAGUUGCCUAUCGUGGACAGUCUGCACCCUCGGCCCCCCUACCUGCCCCUGGCGAUCCCCGAGGACCUGGCCCCACGCCUGCAGCGUCUGCAUGGUGACCCUUCUGUCUGGUGGGUGUCCCAGUUUGUCAAGUACCUGGUGCGGCCUCAGGCGUGGCUGGAGAAGGAGAUCCAGCAGAGCACCGCCAAGCUGGGCUUCAAACACCCCAUCAUCGGAGUGCAUGUGAGGAGGACAGAUAAAGUGGGGACAGAGGCGGCCUUCCACCCCAUAGAGGAGUACAUGCUGCAUGUGGAGGAGCAGUUCCAACAUCUGGCCAGACGUGUCCACAUUGACAAGAAACGAGUUUACCUGGCCACAGACGACCCUUCCCUGCUGCAGGAGGCCAAGACCAAGUAUCCAGACUAUGAGUUCAUCAGUGACAACUCCAUCUCGUGGUCAGCAGGCCUUCACAACCGCUACACUGAGAACUCACUGAGAGGAGUCAUCCUGGACAUCCACUUCCUGUCCCAGGCCGACUUCCUGAUCUGCACCUUCUCUUCGCAGGUCUGCCGUGUGGCCUAUGAGAUUAUGCAGACGCUGCAUCCAGACGCAUCCUCUUUCUUCUACUCCCUGGAUGACAUCUACUACUUUGGAGGUCAAAACGCCCACAACCAGAUCGCCGUCUACCCCCACCAGCCACGCAAUGGGGAGGACAUUCCCCUGGAGCCCGGUGACGUGAUUGGCGUCGCCGGCAACCACUGGGACGGAUACUCCAAAGGCAUCAACCGCAAACUGGGCCGCACUGGCCUCUACCCUUCCUACAAGGUCAGAGAGAAAAUUGAGACGGUGAAGUACCCGACGUACCCUGAGGCAGACAAACUGCUCAACUCUCAAAAGAAGUAAAAGAAACUGAAAAAAGAAAAGACUGAGAAGGCGUGAGGAGAAACAUGCAGACUCCGAUUUCAGGGAAGGAGGCUGCUUUUUGUACAGAAGAGAGGCGUACUUAGUGCGCUAAGCUGAGAAGAAAAGAAAAAUCCUGUACCCAGGGGUGAUGGGUACAAGAAUGCACUCUGUGUGUUUAUGUGUGAGAGUGUGGGUUCAUGUGUGUGCGCGCGAACGUGUACUGUAUGUAAAUGCCUGUGCGUAUGUCAGGUUAUGAAAGAUUUGCACCCUACCAUUACUCCCCCGCCUGAUGUUCUAACGUCAGAGAUGUAGACAAGAACACUGAUUUUAAAUAAGCAAGAAAACAAUAACAACUACACAACUGACCAAGCUUGCUCUCCUGAGACGAGGCUGGGACUACUGGAAGACUGACACACCCCAGAGUGAGGCUGACUGGGGAAAAAAUCUCAAACUGGAAAAAAAAGUGAUUUGAUUUUUUUAGUGCUUCUGGUUCGAAACUUGCCUUUCUUCUUUUUCUCCUGUUUUGUUUUUUGUUUGUUUGUUUUUUGUUUACUGAAUGUACUGUAUCCUCUUGCCAUGCUCACUGCUGCCCCUCCCCCUUCCUCCUGCUCCAAUCACUGUGCUUCCUUCAUCUCGUCUCUACAUGUGCAAUUCAUUUUAUAUACCAUACUGUGCUUUCAUCGAGUGUUUUUUAACAGUUUUAAUUUUGUGUGUAUGGGGCCUGUGCAUUGUAUACUGUACAGUGUGAAUGUGCAAGAGGGUGUAUGUGUGUGUGUGUGAUGAAGUGAGCCUGUGUGAGCAGUGUGUGUUUUUAUUUCUGGCUUUCCUCCCAACUGAUUAGUGUUUGUGUGGCCCAGCGGGAGACUGGUGUUGACAGUAUGAUCUAUCCUCAGCCCCUCAGCACUUGGAACAAUGGUGAUCUCCAGUCACUCCACCGAUGACCUCUAUUGAACAAUGGUGACACUGCGUGAACUAUGGGGAACUCAUGGUGCACACACACACACACAAGAGCCGUCCCAAAGCUCACCAAAAGAAGCACUCCACUGAGAUAAUGUCCUUUUUUGCAUCUCUGCUGUCUCUUCAGUGUCAUGUUUGUUUCUUUUUUACUUUUAACAUUGCUGAUUUAAAAUAUAAAUGAGGAAAAUAUGCCUAUGUUUAAAAUGAUGAUAAUGCUGUGUCAUAUCAAAAUCAUGAAGACUUUUCAUAAUUUAUGUUCUUGGGCAUUGUCUUUGAUAACCACGGUUCAAAUAAACUUGAGAAACCAACAUGGCA
Molecule: messenger RNA, 3638 nt
Organism: Monopterus albus (swamp eel)
Lineage: Eukaryota; Metazoa; Chordata; Actinopteri; Synbranchiformes; Synbranchidae
Gene: fut8b
Product: fucosyltransferase 8b (alpha (1,6) fucosyltransferase)
Exons: 10
Coding region: 615-2366 (583 amino acids)
Biological process (GO): protein N-linked glycosylation
Cellular component (GO): Golgi cisterna membrane
Molecular function (GO): glycoprotein 6-alpha-L-fucosyltransferase activity; protein binding
Source: RefSeq, a predicted model, not a curated record